AUGUAUGAAAUGGAAAGUAAGGAGCUGCGGCAAACUCUGGCCAACCUCACCAUAACCGUGCUGUCGCAGCAGAUGAUGAGCGAUGUCCUGCUGCUGCGGUCGAGGCCCGAGCACAGCAAGGGUAGACUGGAGUCAAGAGAAGCGAAGCCGGGUGAAAAGUUCAAUUUCUCUUGCGACAUUUGCAGCGCUGGGUUCAGGUUUCGUGACAAAUUGUAUAAACACAUGGUGCUGCAACAUCGGUACAUGUAUACUUGCAAAUUGUGCAAGGAGGUGUUCACAACGCGAGCACAAGCCAUCGAACAUAACGACCAAGUUCACGCGAAGAAGCACCCGUGCGAGGAAUGUGGGAAGGCAUUUAAAAACUCAGUAAAGUUACAUGCGCAUAUGAAGGCCAAGCAUGCUAAACAUAUCCCUUGCAACCUGUGCGGGUACGCAGCUAGGACAGAGAAGAUCUACUACCUGCACCAGCUCCGAGAACACGAAUAUAUCAGCAUAAACGAUCCAUUAAUAGGCGAUCCUAACCACAAAUGCAGCGAAUGCAACGUGCAGUUCAUAGAUCAACGCAGUCUAGAGUGGCACCUCGUCAAUAUGAACCACGCAGGCGCGGAUAUGAUCCAGUUCGCGUGCAUACCCUGCAAGAAGAUGUACGAAACUGAAGAAGAACUAGAGACGCACUUCAUCAUAUGCAAAGACGCAAGGAAAUACCCGCGCAAGUGCUGCUAUUGUUCGGAAAUGCUCCACGACGUCAUCCAUUACAAAACGCACUACGCACAGGAGCACCCCACGCUGCAGUACCGCUACCUCACUCAGAACAGCAUCUGCGACAUUUGCGGGAAAUCGAUUUUCAAGCCGCUUCUGGAAGCGCACCUGCGCUCGCACGCCGGCGCCGGGCUGCAGUGCCGGCUGUGCGCGGCGGCGCACUCCACGCCCGCGCAGCACGUCGCGCACAUGCUCGCGCAGCACGCGCGCCGCCCCUUCCGCUGCGCGCUCUGCACGCGCAGGUUCAAGCACCGCAGCGACUGCAAGGACCACAUACUCAAGGUAUACUCCACGCCCGCGCAGCACGUCGCGCACAUGCUCGCGCAGCACGCGCGCCGCCCCUUCCGCUGCGCGCUCUGCACGCGCAGGUUCAAGCACCGCAGCGACUGCAAGGACCACAUACUCAAGGUAUACUCCACGCCCGCGCAGCACGUCGCGCACAUGCUCGCGCAGCACGCGCGCCGCCCCUUCCGCUGCGCGCUCUGCACGCGCAGGUUCAAGCACCGCAGCGACUGCAAGGACCACAUACUCAAGGUAUACUCCACGCCCGCGCAGCACGUCGCGCACAUGCUCGCGCAGCACGCGCGCCGCCCCUUCCGCUGCGCGCUCUGCACGCGCAGGUUCAAGCACCGCAGCGACUGCAAGGACCACAUACUCAAGGUAUACUCCACGCCCGCGCAGCACGUCGCGCACAUGCUCGCGCAGCACGCGCGCCGCCCCUUCCGCUGCGCGCUCUGCACGCGCAGGUUCAAGCACCGCAGCGACUGCAAGGACCACAUACUCAAGGUAUACUCCACGCCCGCGCAGCACGUCGCGCACAUGCUCGCGCAGCACGCGCGCCGCCCCUUCCGCUGCGCGCUCUGCACGCGGAGGUUCAAGCACCGCAGCGACUGCAAGGACCACAUACUCAAGGUAUACUCCACGCCCGCGCAGCACGUCGCGCACAUGCUCGCGCAGCACGCGCGCCGCCCCUUCCGCUGCGCGCUCUGCACGCGCAGGUUCAAGCACCGCAGCGACUGCAAGGACCACAUACUCAAGGUAUACUCCACGCCCGCGCAGCACGUCGCGCACAUGCUCGCGCAGCACGCGCGCCGCCCCUUCCGCUGCGCGCUCUGCACGCGCAGGUUCAAGCACCGCAGCGACUGCAAGGACCACAUACUCAAGGUAUACUCCACGCCCGCGCAGCACGUCGCGCACAUGCUCGCGCAGCACGCGCGCCGCCCCUUCCGCUGCGCGCUCUGCACGCGCAGGUUCAAGCACCGCAGCGACUGCAAGGACCACAUACUCAAGGUAUACUCCACGCCCGCGCAGCACGUCGCGCACAUGCUCGCGCAGCACGCGCGCCGCCCCUUCCGCUGCGCGCUCUGCACGCGCAGGUUCAAGCACCGCAGCGACUGCAAGGACCACAUACUCAAGGUAUACUCCACGCCCGCGCAGCACGUCGCGCACAUGCUCGCGCAGCACGCGCGCCGCCCCUUCCGCUGCGCGCUCUGCACGCGCAGGUUCAAGCACCGCAGCGACUGCAAGGACCACAUACUCAAGGUAUACUCCACGCCCGCGCAGCACGUCGCGCACAUGCUCGCGCAGCACGCGCGCCGCCCCUUCCGCUGCGCGCUCUGCACGCGCAGGUUCAAGCACCGCAGCGACUGCAAGGACCACAUACUCAAGGUAUACUCCACGCCCGCGCAGCACGUCGCGCACAUGCUCGCGCAGCACGCGCGCCGCCCCUUCCGCUGCGCGCUCUGCACGCGCAGGUUCAAGCACCGCAGCGACUGCAAGGACCACAUACUCAAGGUAUACUCCACGCCCGCGCAGCACGUCGCGCACAUGCUCGCGCAGCACGCGCGCCGCCCCUUCCGCUGCGCGCUCUGCACGCGCAGGUUCAAGCACCGCAGCGACUGCAAGGACCACAUACUCAAGGUACACGAGCCAACGAAACUGUUCAAAUGCGAAUUCUGCGGCGUGGAGUUCUCCUAUUGGAAAAACUUGAAAGAGCACUCUGAAACCGUUCACAACUUGGUCAUCCCCCCCAUCAAAACCAAAUUAAUCAAAUCCAAGGAAAAGAUGUUCGUAUACGCCCACAUGAAAAUCAUCAUCAACGAGUUAGAAAGGAGCGUAGUCGAACAACUUAAAAUCGAACUAAUGGACUAUUUGGAGCAAAAAUCUAAACCUGUAGAAUACGAAAAUUACUUCAUCUUCAGUCCUGAUGCGGAAGAAUCUGCGAUUUGCAAGAAGAAAAGACGAAAACGGGAUAGAAGGAAAAAGAAACCGACAGAAUUGGAGUCUGCGGUCGCUCAGAUCAGUUAUCCCGAUAGUGGAAUCAAAAUUGAGAAUAUUGAAGUUAUAAAACCAGGAGAAGUAGAGAAGAUUGUUGUACCAAAAGUAGAAGUUGAUCAAAAUUCAAGUUUUAAAGAGGAUGUAGAUACAGUAGAGAUGGAAAUAGACUCUGUGGAGCUUGAUGAUUCGGCGCCUUUGGAGGUUAUCGAGAAUGAUGGGCAUCAGUUUGUGAUGAUAAACGGGGAGAUGUAUAGAAUAGCAUGCGAGGAUGAGGAAUAAAAAAAAAGAAAAAAGAAAUAAGGAAGGAAUAAAGUGUGAUGGUGAG
This is a messenger RNA of Cydia pomonella (codling moth), 3361 nucleotides long. Its product is annotated as zinc finger protein 729-like. Gene Ontology annotation, molecular function: protein binding. Lineage: Eukaryota; Metazoa; Arthropoda; Insecta; Lepidoptera; Tortricidae. The transcript is spliced from 9 exons. Bases 1 to 3315 code for a protein of 1104 amino acids. The record is from RefSeq and is a predicted model, not a curated record.